This is a messenger RNA of Dacryopinax primogenitus, 559 nucleotides long. Its product is annotated as 60s ribosomal protein l34-b. Gene Ontology annotation, cellular component: ribosome. Gene Ontology annotation, molecular function: structural constituent of ribosome. Bases 63 to 407 code for a protein of 114 amino acids. The transcript has 4 exons. NCBI's taxonomy places the organism in Eukaryota, Fungi, Basidiomycota, Dacrymycetes, Dacrymycetales, Dacrymycetaceae. The record is from RefSeq and is a predicted model, not a curated record. Gene Ontology annotation, biological process: translation.
UAAGCUGCUCGUCGUCGUCUGGGCUCGGUAAGUCGUUCCUUCGCACCAACUAAUCUUUCAAAAUGGCCCAACGCGUAACGCUCCGCAAGCGCACUCCAUACAACACAACCUCCAAUCGCCGGCGGGUUGUCAAGACCCCUGGCGGCAAGCUGGUUUACCACCACCUGAAGAAGCCGGGUACAUCACCCAAGUGCGGAGACUGCGGCAUGAGCCUUGCUGGUGUUGUUGCUCUCCGCCCGAGGGAAUACGCCACCAUCUCCAAACGUCAGAAGAGUGUGACUCGUGCAUACGGGGGCAGCAGGUGCGGUGACUGCGUUAAGAGCCGCAUUGUGCGCGCAUUCCUUAUCGAGGAGGCAAAAAUCGUCAAGCGGGUGAUUAAGUCCCAGGCUAAGCCCGCCAAGAAAUAGAUGGUGUUCCUGGUGUUUUUCUUUGGCUGCGUGGAUGAUGAGGGUUGGGCCGAGGGAGUGGGCAACAGACGAGGUCACAGACGCCUAGCGCAUGCCCAGCGCAUCACACCUGUAUGCAACAUCAUGUGAAAUGACAUGCUAUGCCUGCGGAA